CAUCAUUUUGUCCACAGAUGCUUAGUGAAUUCAUACAGAGCGAGCUGUGUGAAUAUCUCCACCCUUGAAUGUGACUUCACCCGCAUUCCACAAGUCAUAUAUCAGUUUGGAAAGUAUACAGGCAGAGUGCGGGCGCAGUCGGGGACAGAGACCUCCGCCUGGGUGGAAAGUAACAACAUUACCUUGGACAGAGACACCUUCAUCACUUCACCCAAUGUCUCUCUCCUCUCCAAUGCUGCUGCCAUCGAGGUUAUCAUUCAAGAUCCAGUGUUCAGGAUCUCUUCACUCAGAGCGCUUUACAGCUCAGCUACCUACAACAUCACCUACUGGCAGGACGGCCAGAGGCAAAAGACCAAGAACAUGAGCAACAUCCUGCAGAACCGGGUGGUUCUCAGUAACCUGGAGCCCUGGACCAGGUACUGCGUCCAGGUCCAGGUCAGCACCAGGAGGAGGCCCAAACACCUCAGCCAGCCCAGCACCGCUGUUUGUGAGAGCACCACCAUCGAUGAAGAGGCUCCUUGGGUGGCAGCCGUGGUGACGUUUGUCGUCACGGCGAUGGCAGUGGCUCUGGUGGUGAUUGCGGUGGUGUAUCGGAAACACAUAUCCCGCUUUCUCUGUCCAAAAGACGAACUGCCUCGGCACUUUAAUGAGGACCUGACGAAACGCCCUAACUCGUCCUGGUACAUAGCCAUAGCCGAGGAGAUCUUCCACCAGGUGAGCAUCAUCCCAGACAGCAGUCCUGGAGGCAGAGUGCCCUCUGGAGGCAGAGCCGCCUCACAACACACAGACAUAGAAGCAGGGGGGGGGAACCGCAGAGACAAUGAAGAAGAGCUGAUCUGCAGUCAGGUGAGACUGUAACAGAUUAUCAGCAGGGACACUGAGAAAAAGUGGAAUCAUGGAUUCUUGCCUGACAUCAGAGUUUGAGCACAUUUUCCAGGAGUCCCAUAUGAAACAGUGAAGAUGGGACAUGGCAGAGCGACAGGAAUGAUAGCUCAUCCUGCUGAUGUUGUUCAUGUGAUGGAAAGGUGUAAUGAUGCCCUCAUUUCACCUCAUGCUGGUACCCACACAAGUAUUCAUGCUGCCAUGGUCAGGGUCGGGAGGAUUAUUUAAAAAAAAAAGAAAAGUAAUUGCUAGUUAACUAUACACGUUGUAUUAAGUAACUUCAUCUGGGUAUUGAAAUAUUAAAAUAAUGUAACCCGAUUGAUGCUUUCCGUUACUCUUGGAUUACCUAAUUGUCAAAUACAGGCUAAUAAAUAAAAGAGAAAAUAAAUAAAUAUAAGAUUUUUUUUACUUAAAGGUGGGGUAAGUAAGUUAGAGAAACCGGCUCGCGAUACACUUUUUGUUAUAUUCCAUGGAAUGCUCUUAAGCACGACCAAUAAUUUUAGCCGGCCCGGUUAAAU
Messenger RNA from Notothenia coriiceps (black rockcod), 1400 nucleotides. Its product is annotated as interleukin-10 receptor subunit beta-like. Gene Ontology annotation, biological process: cytokine-mediated signaling pathway. Lineage: Eukaryota; Metazoa; Chordata; Actinopteri; Perciformes; Nototheniidae. The record is from RefSeq and is a predicted model, not a curated record. Gene Ontology annotation, cellular component: plasma membrane. Gene Ontology annotation, molecular function: protein binding; cytokine receptor activity.